This is a messenger RNA of Cucumis sativus (cucumber), 600 nucleotides long. RefSeq lists its product as hypothetical. The transcript has 2 exons. Lineage: Eukaryota; Viridiplantae; Streptophyta; Magnoliopsida; Cucurbitales; Cucurbitaceae. The record is from RefSeq and is a predicted model, not a curated record. Bases 167 to 460 code for a protein of 97 amino acids.
UUUUUUUUUUUUCUUCUUUAUUUCUCCUUCUCUUAACAAAACUUUCCAUUGAUGAUUCCUCCGCCGCCUCCGCCAGUGAAGACAGUAACCGCCGAUUCUUCAACUGUUUUCGUCUUCCUUUAAAUACCUUUACAUUUGGAACGAAUCAAUCGCCAAUUGCGCCAAUAUGGCGAGUUAUUUAUGGAGGAAGUACGCCGACUAUCUCUUCACCAAAUGGGAAAAAACGCUUCUCUGGGAUAUGGUCGAUCCCUAUAGACGACCUAAAUCCUUUACGCCUUUGGUUUCCAUUUAUAUUGCUGCUUUUUACACUGGUGUCGUCGGCGCUGCCAUUACCGAGCAACUCUAUAAGGAAAAGUAUUGGGAAGAUCACCCAGGGGAAGCUGUUCCUUUAAUGAAACCAAAAUUUUAUACUGGACCUUGGAGGGUAAUGAGAGGAGAAGUCCCUGCACACACGAAGUGAAACCUUUAGCACUCGCCCUUCUCUUCCAUGCUGAUAUUGGAUACAUAUUGUAGAAAGUUAAUGACUGAGCAUUUGCUGUUUGCUCUAAAAAUUGGUAUGAUUAUCAAUAAUAAUUCAUAUUUCUGGUUUUCAUUGUUGAA